UGUAUGAAUGUGUGUAGAGAGUGUGUGUCCACGUCUCAUACCCCCUACCUGGGCUCACGCUCUGAUAGUGUGCUCUAGUCGUCGGUACCGGAGGUUCCUCGCGCCGCGAUGGCAGCUGGCGGCCGCUUCUGAUCCAGUCUCGCGCCACUUGGUAGAACAGGUUCAAGGUUCGGGUUGGGCUCGCGGAGACCCGGGCUGGUUCCUCCGCUCGUGCCAAGGAUUAAACGCGUUCGACGUGCUCGUGAAGACCAGCUUUACUCCCUCCUCUACCGAUGAGCUCCAUGCCGUUAAACCUCGAGCACCACCACCACUUUACCGGGAGUAAGCACGCGCUGGCUAUGGCGUCCACCUUACAGCCGCUUCAGCGCGCGGGGGACACGAAGCACCGGCUGGACGUGCACGCGGUGUCGGACACCUCGAGCCCCGAGUCUGCCGAGAAGGAGAAGAGCGGGAAGCAGGCGGCGGAGGACGCCUCUGACGACCCGUCCAAGAAGAAGCGGCAGCGGCGGCAGCGGACGCAUUUCACGAGCCAGCAGCUGCAGGAGCUCGAGGCCACGUUCCAGCGGAACCGCUACCCCGACAUGAGCACGCGCGAAGAGAUCGCGGUCUGGACCAACCUGACAGAGGCGCGCGUGCGGGUCUGGUUCAAGAACCGGCGCGCCAAGUGGCGGAAGCGCGAGCGGAACCAGCAGGCGGAGCUGUGCAAGAGCGGCUUCGGCCCGCAGUUCAACGGCCUCAUGCAGCCGUACGAGGACAUGUACCCGAGCUACACGUACAACAACUGGGCCGCCAAGGGCCUGGCGUCCGCCUCGCUCAGCACCAAGAGCUUCCCCUUCUUCAACUCCGUGAACCCGCUGUCCUCCCAGGCCAUGUUCCCGCCCUCAUCCAUGGGCAUGGGCUCCGGCAUGGUCCCCCCCGGGGCGGGCCUCAACUCCGGCCUCAACUCCGGCCUCAACUCCCUCAACAACCUCAGCAACCUCAACAACCCGGCGCUCAACCCCGCCGGCGGCGUGUCCGCGCCCGCCUGUCCGUACGCGCCCCCGACGCCGCCCUACGUGUACCGGGACACGUGUAACUCCAGCCUGGCAAGCCUCAGACUCAAAGCCAAGCAGCACUCCAGCUUCGGGUACGCGAGCGUCCAGAACCCGGCGUCGAACCUGAGCGCGUGUCAGUACGCGGUGGACAGACCCGUCUAG
This is a messenger RNA of Gadus chalcogrammus (walleye pollock), 1196 nucleotides long. RefSeq names its product paired-like homeodomain 2 (gene pitx2). Lineage: Eukaryota; Metazoa; Chordata; Actinopteri; Gadiformes; Gadidae. Gene Ontology annotation, cellular component: nucleus. The record is from RefSeq and is a predicted model, not a curated record. Gene Ontology annotation, molecular function: RNA polymerase II cis-regulatory region sequence-specific DNA binding; DNA-binding transcription factor activity, RNA polymerase II-specific. Gene Ontology annotation, biological process: regulation of transcription by RNA polymerase II; anatomical structure morphogenesis. The transcript is spliced from 3 exons. The coding region runs from base 273 to 1196 and encodes 307 amino acids.